CAAGAUGACGGAAAAGUACGACGCCAACUCUGCGCCUCAGUACGGCGCUGCCCCUGCCGCCCUUCCUCGUGAGCACAGCGCAACUCACCAGCACAAUGCCUCUCACUCUCACGGAGCAGGUCACUACAGCGGACAAGGUGUUAGUGGUAUUGGCUCGCUGGGCACAACUGCAGGUUACACGCCCGGUAACUUUCAGCAUGCUCAUAAUCCUGCUGAUGCCGCCGCACCGCCACAGGGUUACCCGCAGCAGCAGCAGGGCUUUGCUCCUCAGCAGCAGCAGCACCAACAACACUAUGGCAUCGAUGAAGGCGUCGCGUACCAACAGAACAUGAUGGCCCAAUGCGCGCGCGGAAACCACACGAUGGACACAAAGUACGGAGUGGUGGGCAUCAUCAUCGCGAUCCUUUGCUGCCCCUGCGGUCUCAUUGCACUUUGCAUCGACCGCAAGAAGGUCUGCACACGUUGCGGUCACCAAGAGCACUAGGGCGCGCCUCCUCCCUCUCUGUCUCUCCGCGAUCUAGGGUGAACGUUGCCCAAGGUAGGCGCAAGAGCGGCCCCAUCUGUUUAUGCCCUGGUGAAGAGCUCCGAAUACCCCCCUCAGCGCCGACGCCCACGUCCGUGCGCUUCACUCUCCUUUGCUCUGCUUUCCGGGAUUCAUCCUGAUCACUGCCGGCCCGCGACUAGCUUGAUUCCCAAUCUCGCCCUGGGCUGUCGUCAAGCACCAGCUCCCCUGAUGCAAGCUGCAGCGUCUUCGAGAUGUGUAAUAAUAUCCGCUUUGCCCCUUCUGCUC
Molecule: messenger RNA, 790 nt
Organism: Ceraceosorus guamensis
Lineage: Eukaryota; Fungi; Basidiomycota; Exobasidiomycetes; Ceraceosorales; Ceraceosoraceae
Exons: 3
Coding region: 5-484 (159 amino acids)
Source: RefSeq, a predicted model, not a curated record